GCGCCGACGAGCCGAGCACGGCCUCACUCGGCUGCGGGCUACGGUCGGAGCACCAAGGAGGCUCGAGCUCUGCCGAGGGGCCUGCCGGCAGCGGGGAAGGCCGGAGCCGCGGGCGUGGGUACCGCGCAGGCGCAGUCAGCCGGCUCCGGAGCGCGCGGCGGCGGUGGGCGGGCAGCAGGAUGGGCCUCUCCGCCGCCGCCCCGCUGUGGGGUUCCCCGGGGCUGCUGCUUACCAUCGCCCUGCACCCGGCGCUGUCCGCGCGCCCCGCCAAGCCCUGGGCGCCCUCGCACCGGGACUACUGCGUCCUGGGCGCUGGGCCCGCGGGCUUGCAGAUGGCCUACUUCCUGCAGCGGGCUGGGCGCGACUACGCGGUGUUCGAACGCGCAGCGGGCCCUGGCAGCUUCUUCAUGCGCUACCCCCGGCACCAUAAGCUCAUCAGCAUCAACAAGCGGUUCACCGGCAAGCUCAAUGCCGAGUUCAACCUCCGCCACGACUGGAACUCUCUGCUCAGCCACGACCCCCGGCUGCUCUUCAGACACUACUCGCGGGCCUAUUUCCCCCAUGCCCGCGACAUGGUGCGCUACCUGGGCGACUUCACAGACAGGCUGGGGCUGCACGUGCUGUACAACACCACCAUUACCCACGUCACUCUGGACAGAGAUCAACAGGCCUGGAAUGGCCACUACUUUAUCCUGACUGACCAGAAGGGCCAGGCUUACCAGUGCAGCGUCCUUCUUGUAGCCACUGGUUUGUCAGUCCCCAACCAAGUUAACUUCCCUGGCUCUGAGUAUGUGGAGGGUUAUGAGUCUGUGUCCGUGGACCCUGAGGACUUUGUGGGUCAGAAUGUGCUGAUCCUGGGCCGUGGGAACUCAGCUUUUGAGACAGCAGAGAACAUCUUGGGUGUCACAAACUUCGUCCACAUGCUGAGCCGCUCCCGGGUCCGGCUGUCCUGGGCCACCCACUACGUUGGAGACCUCAGGGCCAUUAACAAUGGCCUGCUGGACACCUACCAGCUGAAGUCCCUGGACGGGCUGCUCGAGUCUGACCUAAAAGAUCUGGCCAUCCUGAAGGACCAUGAAGGCAAGUUUCGUGUCACUUUGAAAUUCUUCCUGGAGGAAAACAACACCAGCCAGAGUGCCGACUCCAUCACCCUCCCCCAGGACAACAGUGACAACUUUGCCAUGCGUGUGGCCUAUGACCGGGUUAUCCGCUGCCUGGGCUGGAACUUUGACUUCUCCAUUUUCAAUAAGUCUCUCAGACUCAACUCAGGGAAUCCACUGGACAUGAAAUACCCACUUAUACGAGCUAACUACGAGUCCAGAGGAAGCCGGGGUCUCUUUAUCCUUGGUACCGCCAGUCACUCAGUGGACUAUAGGAAAUCUGCCGGAGGCUUCAUCCACGGAUUCCGAUACACAGUGCGAGCUGUCCACCGGCUCCUGGAGCACCGCCACCAUGGCAUCACCUGGCCCUCCACCGAGCACCCCAUCACACAGCUGACCAACUCUAUUAUCCGGCGUGUGAACGAGGCUUCUGGGCUCUACCAGAUGUUUGGUGUACUGGGGGAUGUCAUCCUGCUAAAGGAGAACGCCAUGGCGUUCGAGUACCUGGAGGAACUGCCCAUGCUCACGCUGCCCCAGUUGGAGACCCUCACCGGGAGGAAGGCAGAGCACGGGCUCUUCGUCAUCAACAUGGAAUAUGGCAAAAAUUUCUCUGGACCCGACAAGGACGUCUUUUUUUAUGACCGGUCUGUGGGGCACACAGAAGAUGCCUGGCAGUCUAACUUCCUCCACCCUGUCAUCUACUACUACAGACAGCUCCCCACCGAAGAGGAGGUAAGAUACCGCCCCCCACACUGGCCACUGCCUCGGCCCACGGCCAUCCACCACAUUGUGGAGGACUUCUUGACAGACUGGACCGCCCCAGUUGGGCACAUUCUACCUCUGAGGCGCUUCCUGGAGAACUGCUUGGACACUGAUUUAAGAAGCUUCUAUGCAGAAUCCUGUUUCCUGUUCACCCUGACACGCCAGAAGCUGCCACCCUUUUGCCAAGAAGGGUACCUGAAAAUGCAGGGGCUUGCAAGUACAGAGAGCCUUCGGCAGCAUGGAGUGGACAGCCGACUCCUCCGGGACUAUGCGGCCUUGGGCAGGCACAUGAAAGACAGCAGCCAGAAGCCUGGCCACCAUGGGCCAGUAGGUGCCCCUCUGGCUCCAGGGUCUCCAGUCCAGUCCCUCAACAGCAAUAAGGAGGAGCUCUAACUGUCUCCUGCCAGGCUGUGGGCACAGUGGCCACCCAGCACAUAAUCCCUUCUCUUUCCCAGGACCUCAUGCUCCCACUAAUGUAUGAUCACCAAAGACUGCUCAGACCAUCGCAGUGACUGCAACCAUAGCACAGAUGGUGGGGCUGAAUGUGGUAUGCAGGGGUCUUCUCCCUUGUCUUCUGGUCCCUGGGUGGCACCCAGCAGUCAGGGUAGCAGAAGGGCAUCCCUCCCACCUGUGAGCUGCCUUUCAUAGCCAGGCUUGUCCCCAGCGCCACUGUCACUGAGCACCAGGCUGGCCUCAGUUCUCUCAUCUCAAGUGCCCAUCUGCUCCUCCUCCUAAACUGCUCGGCACAUGGGCCUGGAUCCCACCCACAGGGUGUCUCACAGGUGAAACCCAUCCUCAUCUUCAGAAGGUUCUGUGGCAAGCACUUUAGAGCAAGCUCUAAUUUCCUCAACAGCCAUAACAAGCAGGUGGGACUGUGGCCCCCAGAAUAUUGAAGACACCAGCUCAGAGAUGUCGGGUAACUUGGUCCCCACAGCCGGAAGCCCCACCUGUGUCACAGUCUUGCCCCUGCUAUUUUACCCACCCCUGCCCCAUUUUCUGCAGGGUUUGGACUUAGCUAUGGAUUGGAUCCCAGCCUAUCACCACAGGCCCAGGGGACUGUCUUCAGGCAGAGAUAGGACAGCUCCUGCCAAGCCAUCUUAUCUGAGUUGCUCCCUCCUGCAGAUGGCACUCCCGGACUAAUCUUCAGCGCUUGUCUUCUAGUCCUGCCUCUUACCUUCCCUGCCCUCUGCUGUCCUGAACUAUGCCUUGCUCCCCACAUACCCAGUCAAGUUUUAUAAACUGCCUGCUGUCUUUCUGCUGCAAGCACUCCUGUGUGCAAGGAGACAUUCAUAAAUGCCUCCUGGCUCCCUUAGCUGGUCAAGCUUCUCAUUUUCCUUCCUUACCAGGAGUCUGCACUCCCCAUGAUUCAUAAGCAAGUAAGCCAUGGGAAAGCUUUUGUGCCUAAGAGAAUCAUGGUAGUUUUUCAAAGCCCAGGAUCACAGGUGAUUGCUUUCUCACUGAUCCCCACUAGAUCUUCACGGAUCUGCUCAGAAUUCCAGGGACAGGGGUUUUCUGGAUCCAAAGCCCUUUCCUGGGAACAUCACUCUUGGCUAGAUCCAAACUCCCAUAACCAUGUGGCCCUGCUGUCCCUUUGCAGAUGGCUCCCUAGAAAAUAAGCCUUAGGCUGCACCAUUGCACUGCAGAUGCUUAUUUUUUAAAUAUAGUGAAUAUGAUGACUGGGUAAAGAUUUGUCAGACUGCAAGCUUUAAAAAAGCAUUUAAUUCAAUCUGGCAUCGCAGACAGAAUGUUAAUCUGCUACAAAGUGAGGUUGAUGGGCAAAUAUAUGAGACACUUCCGCCCAUGUAUUUAAUCCAAGUACAUCACGUGACCAAUUCAUCAACACUGAAAAAAUAGCAUGCAACAGAUGUAGUUAAGCAGGAAAGAAAGGAACAACAGGCUACCCUGUCUCGCUCCUUUCCUGACUAUAAAUAAGACUGGUUUACCCACCCUUCUGGAGAAAGCCCCAAGCUAAGUGCUCACUGCAAAAUCUUUAAAAAGUCUGUCACCUGAUUUUUCAUUCUUGGAGGUGUUACCAUCUCAAACCAGUCUCUGGAGUUAUUUGAAAUCAUUAGAAAGUAAUCAGAUGCAGAAAAGCCCUACCAGGCUCGGUGCCCAUAGCUUAAUGGUUAGGGCGUAGGCCACAUACACUGAGGCUGGCGGGUUCCAACCCAGCCUGGGCCUGCUAAACAACAACAAUGACAACUGCAAGGAAAAAAAAAAAGUCGGGUGUUCUGGUGGGCACCUGUAGUCCCAGCUACUCAGGAGGCUGAGACAAGAGAAUCGCUUAAGCCCAAGAGUUGGAGAUUGCUGUGAGCUGUGAUACCACAGCACUCUCCAGAGGGCAACAUAAUGAGACCCUGUCUUAAAUAAAUAGAUAAAAUAAUUAAAAUUAAAUAAAUAAAUAAUAAGCCCUACCAACAGGAAAAAGAAAAUGACAGUGAAAUGUCUUGAAUGUUCAGUGUGUUAUAGCCAGUUGUUGGAGUUUAGAAAUAAAGCAACUAUAAAAAUAAAUGAGAAAAUCCCCUUAACACCAGCCAGGUCUAAGUUUUAAAUAAUUCUUAUCGG
Molecule: messenger RNA, 4427 nt
Organism: Nycticebus coucang (slow loris)
Lineage: Eukaryota; Metazoa; Chordata; Mammalia; Primates; Lorisidae
Gene: FOXRED2
Product: FAD dependent oxidoreductase domain containing 2
Exons: 9
Coding region: 180-2255 (691 amino acids)
Molecular function (GO): flavin adenine dinucleotide binding; monooxygenase activity
Source: RefSeq, a predicted model, not a curated record